Molecule: messenger RNA, 6149 nt
Organism: Drosophila serrata
Lineage: Eukaryota; Metazoa; Arthropoda; Insecta; Diptera; Drosophilidae
Product: general transcription factor 3C polypeptide 1
Biological process (GO): 5S class rRNA transcription by RNA polymerase III; transcription initiation at RNA polymerase III promoter
Cellular component (GO): transcription factor TFIIIC complex
Molecular function (GO): DNA binding
Source: RefSeq, a predicted model, not a curated record
AUGACCGCUACAUCUGGAGGCUCCUGGAUCUGUGCUAUCUUCGAUGAGAUUGCUCUUGAGGGCCUGCAGGGGGUGACACUGCCUUAUCUAUGGGAACUACUAGCGAAGCGUCUGUGCGGCCCCUCCUCACCGCUGCCGGACCGCGUGCGGGAGCAGGCAUGGGCGCUACUGCUCCGUUCCCAGCCUCAAAAGGUCGAGUUCUUUGAGCUACCAGAACCGCGACCUUUUCUGCCCUAUUAUGAUCGCGAAAACGACAUAGACCCUGAAACGGGCAUGCCUGUGGUUCAAGACGAGUGUCCCUUCAUGUUAUAUACCGCGGCUUUCGUGCAGGAGGACGGCGUAAUGGGCAAUUGUACGGACUUUAAAACCCGUAAACCAAUUCUAUCCAGUGAUCUAAGAGCUCAGACCGCUGCCCAGGCUACCGAGCAUUGGGGCGGCAAACUAGUUAUUGUUGCUUCGCAGGAGCUUCGCCAGGCGGCGUUGACACCAGCGCACAUGAUGCUGCCUCAGAACAUGCCCCUGGCAUACUAUGUUUUCCUGGAGGCCAUUGGUCGUUCUCGGCACAGCGGACUCACCACAACGGGUCCUUGGUCUCUUAUUAAUUACACCAAGGACCCUGGUAUUGUGUUCUACAUCAAAAACAAGCUACUGGGCCAACAGUUAAUUACUUCCCAGGCCUACCAUGAAAUUAACAAAGGUCGCGCCCUAAUGUCCUCGCUUCUGCAUUUACCACGAUUUUAUCGCAUAUACAAAAACAAAUCACUGGAAAGCCUUGGGAAGCUGUACUUGGCAAUUAUGGAAACAAGCAGUCGCCAAGUGCCCGUGUCGCAGAUUGCCGCAGUGCUGGGAAAUCCUACCCAUUUCAAAGUGAAGAAGCUGCUGGUGACACACACCUUUCGAAAGUUCUUUGAGACCAAGCAGGUGGAAAUGUCUGUGCCAGUAAUGACCAAGACGGGCAAGUUGUCCAAGACAGCAAUCCGCAAAGUGACCGUCGCACAAUUGCGAAACCCCGAACUGCAGUUGAGGGAUUUCUACAAGACCGACGAAAUCGAGGAGAAGGCGACUCAAAUUGAGUUCCUUGACCUACGCCAUUGUUACCUAGACAUGCCACCGGAAGAAGAGGUGUACCGGGCCGUGGCUCGAUUUGGCAAACGUGGACUAACGAGUCAUGAACUAUCCCAGUAUACGGGUAUCAAUGCCCUCACUAUGCGCCACUUCGUCAAGCAGUUGAAAAAGUCGGGCCAGAUCAAAAUGUACUCGGACCAGGUGGGGAAGAGCCGUCAUUUUCGCUUUAUGGCCACAAGUCAGUUUGAGGAAGAUGUCAAGCUUAAAGAUGCAAUGAAUCACAAAGAGCUACCAGUUAGAUGCAUGGACGAGCCGAAUGUACCCAAGCAGUCAGAGAUUCCGAUUAAGGAUAUACCAGAUAUAAUUACCCAUUCGCGACCAAUGGUGUUUAGCGUAAAAAGAACUAAGUCAAGAAACCAGACGCUGCGCCACAUAAACCGUCGAAAGGUGAUUGUUCGCCUGAUUGACAAGCACUGUGUGGUGCCCUUACAUCGGUUGCAAAAGUGUCUUCAAGAGGAGGAACGCUUGGCCGGCUAUACGGACAACCUGUGUCGGCGAUCGUUGCAGCGGCUUUUACGCCCCUUAGUGGAUGCCCAUGUGUUGAACGUGUUUGAGAUCACCAUGCAGUACAAAGAGCGUGUCCGAGUCUUUCGCUUUGCCACACACCCAAAAAUCGGAAUUGACCACUCGUUUAUGCAGCGCGAGAUCCUGAAGCUUAAGAGCAAUAUGCAUUUGAUAUCCGAAGAACGCAUGCACCGGCUAUCUGAUCUAAAGCCAAAGGAGCGCAGUGAGGUUAUCGCUCGGAGAAAACUAGUUUUGGAACGACCUGCCAGCUUAUCAGCCAUAAACAAGAUUCAGGCUCCCAAGCUCCUCCUGGCGCGGACGCUGCACGAGUUCCUCUAUUAUGCGGUGCAUGAGAUUCCGCCAGACCAAAAACCACUGGACAUGACUCCCGAACUAGCACAAAAAUGGCAGAAGUCUGAGCCGGAGCUGCAGCCACGCCAGUUUCUGGAAGAGUGGCAAGCCGAGGCCAAAGAGGAGGGAAACAUCCCGCCUUAUACCGAGGAAAUAUCCUGGCGGACCUUUAUUCCUCCACUGCCGGUGUAUGAGAACAGGCCCAAGGGUUGGGUCUACUUCAUAGACGCCAUGCAAAGGAUGCCGCUGUCGCUCUUUCAGCGCAUCUGCCGCAUCGAGCGCGAUGCCAACGAUCAACUGCGUCCGCAGUUGCAACACCCGGUCCGUCAGCACUAUUUACUCUCGCAACUAAAACGGGAUUCGACCGUGUCGCGGCUGAAGUUGCAACAGCUUUAUGUGGGAAUUCUAAGGCUGCUAAAUAACAUGGGUCUGAUCCAGGUUAGCGAGGGCAAGCUAGGACGAGACGUACUGCAGCGUUGGGUGUAUCUAAAUCAGCGCACCUGCUUGUUGGAUACCACAUCCAGCACCGAACAAAACUACAUGCAGGUCAGCACCGAACGCUCGUACACGCGGCUCAAUUUUGAGUUCUCCAGCGCGGAUCAAGUGGGCCACUAUUGGGCUAAGCUGCAACAUAUCUGCAUUUACACCAAGCUGGGUUACCGCAAAGUCCUGACCUCGCAGAAUAGAAAGAGCCCGCUGCGAUUCAAAGCCCUAACGUUUCUGCCCAGCGUGGACUUUGACCAAGCCUUAGAGAUGGACAAUGGAACGGUGCCAGGCGAUCAUCUUGGAGCUGCUGGUUUGAGCUCCCAGUUAUUUGCCCACCAAUUCCGCCAUUGGACGUGGGUUCAGCACCAAAACGGAGGAGGCGGAAAGUCAAGACGAAUACUUCGGGAGAGGUUGAGAAAGCCAAUCCCUGGACGGAAGCGUACGACCUUCACACGCUUGAAAGGCGGUCCGCGUUUGGCAGGCCGAAAACACGGAGUAGGGCUGCCUAACGACGUAACUAAGAAGAGAACCAGUGGGCCACGCGACGAUAUCGAUCGGGAUGCGUUGCGAAACAUGCGCACGCUUCGUGUCAAAUGGACGCCCGAGGAAGAUCGCCUGCUAAAGAUGGGUCGGGCUGUCUACAUGUUCAUCGACGCACCCACGGUGACUUUGGCCUUGUGUGACUUGGGCCUUGUCUGCCGCGAUGUGAUCCGACGCUUUUUAGGUAUUUGCAACAAAACAACGCAGGCCUGCGUGCGUAGAGUCCAGUUCCUAGUUAAGAUGAGGCGCGAAAUCCCGGAUGUACCCAGCAUGAUUCAUGCAAUGCAAACACAGCCGGAGUUUCACACGAUCUACAAUGAUACUUUCUUGGCUCAGCUGAAGCGGGAGUAUCCGAAUAAGAGCGAGUUCCAAGGGGCAUUGAUGACGCACUUUGCCCUUUUAAUGGGAAAGCUCCAACGGAUGACCGCGAAAUCGCAAGGGUUUCUCAGCAAGCAGUUUUUAUUGCCUGAUUUUUUGGACAACUUCGGCAGUCAACAACUAAACGAGCUUCACUUUACGCAAGAAGACCAGCAACUAAUCCACCAGGAUCCUGUUAACGAGACGGAACUCCAGGUGGCCGUCGCUCACAGCGUUCUGCAUAGUACUGUCUGCUGCGUCAAAGACAAAACGCUGCUGAAUUUACAAACCUUUGAGAUCUAUAAACACUUCUCCGAGGAGGUGCUUAACGCGGCUUUCAACAAGGCGCGAUCAGACUCAAUGCUAGUGGCUGUUAAGCGACGCAACAUCCAGUCAGCGUCCAGUCGCCAAAUCACAGGACCAGGCCACUUGCUCAGUUCCAAAUACAAGUACCGCUUGGUCUACACUAAGCUGACACACUUAGUAUACGAUGCCUUCUUUGCCUUGGCACAGAAAUUGCGGUCUGGCCAAGAGCAACAGCAGCUAGCUUCACCGCACUUUGCCCAACUGCUUCUCAUAGGGGAGUGUUUGGUGGGGAAUAAGAUGCGACUUUCACUACAGCUGCCCGCCAACAUCCUAACCGUGGAUAUCUCAACCAUGGGCAAGCAAAGCGGCUGUCCAUCAGACCGUAUUUUGGAUCACUACAGCUGUAUAUUUGACAAUGCCCCGCAGACAGAGUACGCCAAGCGGUUGGAGGGCGAGUGUAGCAGUACCAGCCGACAAGUUUCUCGCGUUCGAUUCCAUCCCGCAAACAUGAGCUACCGCCUGCCUGCUAGUGCAUACAACCAGCUCUCCAAGCUUCCGAUGCGCGCCAUGCACUUCUUUUGCGCCUUGGAUGCUUUAGGCGAGGCUAUCACUAUCAGUCCCUCUCGGCUGGAGCAGGGCGACUGUCCAUUCGCCAACUGUAUUAUGCGCAGCGGCAACUAUCUAAACGCUGUGGAGCGAAUUGCCCACGAGCAGCGACCAAUUCUACGGCAGCUCGUGGCCGAUGCUCUGCCAUCUUCACAGCAUUUUCAAUUGGAAUCCCAGCAGGCGGGCACUGCCCUCACCGUGAGCACCUCUAAUCUUCUGCCCUUCGCCCAGCAGCUAGAGAAGCACUGGCGGCGGCAGCAGCAGCUUUUAGAACUUAAAGAUUUGGGAAAGAUCCUGGCCGAGCGAACACUGAAUAAUAUCACUGACUGGCGAUCCAUUUGUGCCGAGCUGCUUGAUGACGAUGAACCCCAUUCGUGGGAGGUAGACCGCUCCCAAGAGUAUGAGCCAGCGUUGAACAAAGAAGAGCGUGCUCGGGCCCAAGACGUAUUCGUUGUCCAUCUUCCUACCAUUGGCAUUGAGCUCGUCGAGAACAAGGACCUGCAACAACAGACAAAGUUGCAGAUGGACAACUUGAGAAAUUUGGUUUUGAAAAAAGUGGAAAAAGCCACGUACUGGAAGUAUACUGAGAACACAUUCAAGACCCUUCAACCGAUUCUUCAAGAGCGAAAGUAUGACUCUCAUGCCAUCCGCCACAUGGAAGAUAUUCUAAACCACAUUGAACAGCAUCAACUUGGUGUGCAGGCCCUACAGUUGCGCAGUAUCUUUCCCCUUGGUGACUUCCUUUUAGAGACACUCCAUCUGUUGGCUGAUCACGAUCUAGUGAAGCGUGUGGGCGUGUCCAGCCACAUGUAUGUGCACAAGAAAUAUAUCCGUAAUUGGGUUGUUCACACGUUCCAUAUAAAGCGGUUGCAACGGGAGAGAAUGCAGGGCCAGGAGGCUCGUCCAGUCGCCGUUAGUCACAAGCGCAAUCUAGACGCAUUGGGUACGAUGGGCACUUUCAUGCCUCCUGACAAAAAGAUGAAGCUGAUGGAGCAGAUAAGUAGCACAGGGAGCGAGAGUGAUGAUGAAGCAGAAGGAUCGAAACCCAAGCGAUCCGCAAGGGUCUCUUCUCGAAAGUCAAACGUCAUCGCUGAAACUAAAACUAAUCCACCAUUAGAUACUUCACGGGACGCCAUUGCGAUGAGGCCACAGCCAUGGAUAAGGGUAAACGCAUCGCUCAAUCGUCGCGUUCUGGAUCGGUGGCUCGGCGCUAUUCUCAGUGAAAGCAUUUCACGUGUCGGAUGUACGGUUCACAGUUUGUUUCUGAAAUUCUCGCAUAUGGUACCGGUUGAUAUCAUGUUUCUUCUGGAGCUCCUAGGAGAUCUAGGUUGCAUUUACCUCAUGGAAAUAAGGCCUCAAAAGGUGCACGUGGAAAUGCUUCUAGAUAAUGAUGAACAGGAAGGUGAGGAACUGCCAGCUACCGAAAUCUAUGAUCCGAUGCAGACUUAUAUUAAAGUGCACAGCGAUGCAGUUGGCCGUCUCACCAACUUUAUCGGCCAAAAGAAAUAUAAUACUGAAUUCAUUUAGCUAUUGUAUAACAUAACAAAUAAGAUAACUUGAUUAAAAAUGUUUUAAGCGUUCAAACUUGUCAUAGUUAUGAUUAUUUUCCCCUUUUGUAAUAAUUUUUAACUGAAUUCUAAAUUAAAUAAUUUCAAUCUGAAGUUUGAAACGCAGUGAAUCACUUCUCUUUCACUGUAAGUCACAGUCUAUUUUAAUAUUUAAAUUGAAGCUGGUCAAGGAUCGACUGUGUACACAAAAAUUUAUAGUUUUUAUAAAGUGCGCCGAAGGAUUGGAUACGAAGUUGAAGUAUUUACUUAUUUCUAAGGUGAUUUGUAAUAUUAUCUAGUAAGAAUAUAAAAAUCAAUUUGAUAAUA